This is a messenger RNA of Saccostrea cuccullata (small rock oyster), 1029 nucleotides long. RefSeq lists its product as uncharacterized. The transcript has 3 exons. Gene Ontology annotation, molecular function: nucleic acid binding. Gene Ontology annotation, biological process: DNA integration. The record is from RefSeq and is a predicted model, not a curated record. Lineage: Eukaryota; Metazoa; Mollusca; Bivalvia; Ostreida; Ostreidae. Bases 1 to 1029 code for a protein of 342 amino acids.
AUGGUGGACCAGUUUACAAAAUGGGUAGAAUGUGUGCCAUUACCAAAUCAAUCAGCUGAGGAAACGGCGAGGGUAGCAAUCAACCAGUUUUUCUGUCCUUUUGGAUUCCCUUACCAAAGUUUUACAGAUAUAGGUUCUAACUUUGAGAGUACUCUGUUCAAACAACUUUGUGACAGAUUACAGAUUUGCAAGGCAAGAACAACAGCUUUUAAACUGUCUGCAAAUGGGCAAGUAGAGCGUUUUAACAGAACCCUCAUGGAUGCUCUGAGAUGUUUUACAAGUAGAUUUCCAGCACAGUGGAAUAAGUUCUUGCCACAACUGGCAAGUGCUAUAAGAUCCUCUGUCAAUCGAAGUACAGAGUUUACGCCAAAUAUGUUGAUGCUUGGACGAGAAAUUAAUAGCCCUUUGGAUUUGAUUUUUCCGGGUCCAGAACCAAGUGAUAAAGUAUAUUACGAACAAUAUGUCACAAAUCUAGUGCGGAAUGUACAAGCCACUCAUGAUUUGGCUCGUGAAAAGUUGCGAAGUAGUCAAGCUAUUGCUAAGCGUGACUUUGAUCUGAAAACUUUUACACGGUCAUAUUCUGUUUGUGAUGCUGUAUAUAUCUUAAACACAUCAACACCAAAAGGUAAAUGCUCAAAGUUAAGACCCAAAUGGAAGGGGUCAGGGUGCUCGACAGAGAUGACAGGCAAGAAAAGUCUGUUCUGUCUACGCCGUGGCCCUGACAAUGGAGACUUUAUGAUACAAUGUGAAGAGUCCAUGUCUGACAGAGAAGAGACGACAAAGCGGGCCUGGAAAGAAGCAGGAAGUUCAAGACAGCGACCCAAGGCCAACAAAUUUGAGGCUCUUAUAAAGCCAGGCGAGAGUCUGAUGGACUGUGUCCGCCGCUUUUCUGAUAACCACAUCAUGGUGAAGCCUAAAAGUCUGUACAUGCAUCUAGUUACACAAAGUAAUGAUGAUUUGAAGAAAGGAUCGGUCCUCCAAUACAAAGUUGCCAAGACAUUGGGUUUAAACAUUGGAUUCAUGAGAUGA